Molecule: messenger RNA, 1758 nt
Organism: Callorhinchus milii (elephant shark)
Lineage: Eukaryota; Metazoa; Chordata; Chondrichthyes; Chimaeriformes; Callorhinchidae
Gene: serpinc1
Product: serpin peptidase inhibitor, clade C (antithrombin), member 1
Exons: 7
Coding region: 292-1638 (448 amino acids)
Biological process (GO): regulation of blood coagulation
Molecular function (GO): serine-type endopeptidase inhibitor activity
Source: RefSeq, a predicted model, not a curated record
AUGAGGGACAAACAGGAAACACAGACACACCACAAACAAACACAAAACGCACACGGUGCUGUGUGUUGCCUCUGGGGGCUGUGGUGUUUGCAUUGUGCUGUUAUCUGAGAGAUGGGUCAAUGACCUGUUUACUCCCAAGAUCCUGACAGCGAGAGCGAAAAAGAGCCUGCACGAUAGACAGACUGGGAGACAGAGACACAGACAGACAGCAAAAGAGAGAGACAUCGAGAGCAAAACAGGGUGAGAGAAAAAGACGAGACAACAAGAGAAACUGAGAGCUACCGAUAGAGGAUGCCGGGUGUAGCUGUGCUGGUGUCGGUGUUGGUGAUGGUGACGGUGGCUCUUGAGGCCACACACCCUGACAUGAGCCACUGUACCUCGCGGCUGAGUGAGUUGCCGGGGCAGCCGCUGUGCCAGUACAGGGCCCCUGGCCAGCGGGGCCCACAAGCCGCGGGCCCCCCAAAUACCAAUCCCCGGCUCUGGGCGCUGUCCAAUGCCAACACCCAAUUCGCCCUGCGGCUGUACCAGCACCUAGCGGACGCCACGCCUGUCAACAACAUCUUCCUGUCGCCACUCAGCAUCUCCACGGCCUUCGCCAUGACCAAGCUGGCUGCCUGCGGAGAUACCCUGCGCCAGCUCACAGAGGUGUUUAAGUUUGACACGAUCGCAGAGAAGACCUCGGACCAAACUCAUUACUUUUUUGCCAAACUGAACUGCCGGUUUUACCGUAAAAUCAACGGCUCCUCCGAGCUGGUGUCUGCAAACAGGCUGUUUGGGGAGCAGUCUCUGAACUUCAACCAGACUUUCCAGAACAUCAGCCAGGCCGUGUACAACGCCAAGAUCAUCCCUGUCAACUUCAAGUACCAGCCGGAGCAGGCUCGGGCGGUGAUUAAUGGCUGGGUGGCUGAGCACACAGAGCAGCGGAUCCAGGACGUGGUGCCAGAGAAUACCCUGACUUCCAACACCGCACUGGUGCUCGUCAACGCCAUCUACUUCAAGGGCUGGUGGAAGUCCACGUUUAAUAAGGAAGUCACGACCGUCAUGGAUUUUUACAGGAACGCCACGAGUCACUGCAAGACGCCCAUGAUGUACCAGAGCUCAUCCUUUAGGUUCGGCAGGUUCCCCGCAGAUGGGGUGAAGGUAAUAGAGCUGCCGUACGGCACAGGGAAGGUCACCAUGGUGCUAGUGCUGCCGCUGCCCAGGGUCUCGCUGUUUGAGGUGGAGAGUAAGCUGAACACUGAGAAGCUGGACCUGUGGCUGUCCAGCCUGCGCUCGCAGACUGUGGACCUCACACUGCCCAAGUUCCGUGUCCAGACCUCCUUCAGUGUGAAGGAAUCGCUGCAGGAGAUGGGGCUCCUGGACCUGUUCAACCCGGAGAAAGCCAACCUGCAGGGAUUGGUCGAUGGAUUAAGUGAUGGUCUCUACGUGUCUGACGCUUUUCACAAAGCUUUUCUGGAGGUGAAUGAGGAGGGCAGUGAGGCGGCAGCAGUGACCUCAGUGUACAUGACGGGCCGCUCGCUCCGGCCAGGAGUGGAGACCUUCAUGGCAAACAUUCCCUUCCUGCUCUUCAUACGCGAGGUCAGCAUCAACAGCAUCGUCUUCAUGGGACGCAUCUCUGAUCCGUGUGACAGCAUCUAGUGAGGUCCCAGAACAGGGCUGACCCUCAUCCUCACCCCAGCCUCCCCCACCCUCCCUCACUCCUUCAACUGCACCAUCCCACCCUCACUGUCACCCCCCCACCCCCCUACACCCAAACCC